AUGGGCAUCCAUGCUGUUAGCGUCAUGCUAGAGGCUCUCAAUAGAGAUGCCCAACAUGCUACUAUCGCCAAGUUCAUUCAAAAUGAACUUGACGCCGAACGCGAGAAAGUAGCCUUGCUUCACCAACAAGGUUCUCAACAAGCAGAGUUGUUGAGAGAACAGGGCGCUCAACAGUUUGAACAGUUGAGACAGCAGCAGGCUGCUGCUGGUGGGUCGAUGCAUUCGCGUCGACCCGAGACUUUGAAGAUUGACAUCUCCAAGUAUAGGGGAGUCGAAGAGGACUCCCUCUUGAGAUGGUUCGUCGAAUUGGAUGACGCCAUAAGGGCACGUCGCAUCGACGACGGGGAUAUGCAAGUUGCAUUUGCCCAGUCAAAUCUGGCAGGACGUGCCAAGACUUGGGCACUGGGGCUCAAGUUGCACGACCCAUAUGCGUUUGGGUCGCUGGAAGUCUUCAAUUCGCGGCUCAGACAAACGUUUGAACCGCCUAGAGCUGAGUUCAGAGCUCGAACCGAACUCUUGAAGCUCAAGCAGGGUAAGCGUGAUGUGCACGCUUACGCGCAAAAUAUACGACAUCUUACGAGUUGUAUUCACUAG
Messenger RNA from Peronospora matthiolae, 594 nucleotides. Lineage: Eukaryota; Oomycota; Peronosporomycetes; Peronosporales; Peronosporaceae. The record is from the annotation of a GenBank genome assembly.